AUGCGAACAAGGCCCCUCGGAGUGAGAAGAACGAUGGAUCUGGAGGCGAAGGGAGCCCUCUAUAUAUACCAAGAAAUGGGGGGCAGACUCGGUUUGCGCUCUCCAGGCAUUGAAGCACGGCGCAGCAGCAGCCAACAAUAUCCGAGGACGAAGUCUGAAAAUAGAACCCAUGCAGCAGUGGCGUCCCUUCCACAGCUGUCGCAUGCGAAUCACCGUGGGGGGACAAGAGGGAAGGUAUCAUUCGGCUGUGGCUGUGGCUGCGUACAAGGGGAACGCAUGGCAGUGCGAUGGGCAGGUGGCUCGGCUUCUCCGGUUAUAUAUACCUGUGGCGAGCUAUGGGUUGCUCCUGAGGAGAAAGAUAAAGACACUGCCAAUCAAGGCUACCCUCACCUGCCUACCAAGGGCCGUUAA
This is a messenger RNA of Histoplasma mississippiense, 411 nucleotides long. RefSeq lists its product with no specific name. The transcript has 3 exons. The record is from RefSeq and is a predicted model, not a curated record. NCBI's taxonomy places the organism in Eukaryota, Fungi, Ascomycota, Eurotiomycetes, Onygenales, Ajellomycetaceae. The coding region runs from base 1 to 411 and encodes 136 amino acids.